AGCAAUCACGGUGGUGAUUUUGGGUUUGUGCGGUGUGGGGCGAUGGCGAGGUGUGGGUUCGGCGAGUGACGGAGGCGAAGGCGGGCGAGGCCAGGGUCCGAAGGGCCAGGCAUGUGGAGGCAUGGCCGGCGAGGCGGCGGGGACGUCGCGCGGGCUCCGGGUGUACAAGAUCGUCGUGCUGGGGGACGGGGGGGUGGGCAAGUCCGCGGUUACUCUUCAGUUCGUGAGCCACAGUUUCCUGGACUACCAUGACCCUACAAUAGAGGACUCAUAUCAGCAGCAAGCUGUCAUUGACGGAGAACCAGCCUUGUUGGACAUUUUGGACACAGCAGGACAAGUGGAGUUCACAGCAAUGCGGGAGCAGUACAUGCGGUGCGGAGAGGGCUUCGUGCUCUGCUACUCCGUAACGGACCGGCGCUCCUUCCGCGCCGCGGCCGAGUACCGCCGGCUGCUCGCGCAGGCGCGGCCCACGGAGCGCCUGCCUCUUGUACUCGUCGGGAAUAAGCUGGACUUGGCUCCUAGGUGUCGGCAGGUGACGACUGAAGAAGGCUCGGCUCUGGCCACGCAGCUCGGUUGCCCGUUCUUCGAAACGUCGGCUGCGUUGCGACAUUUCGUCGAUGACGCUUUCCAUGCGCUCGUGCGUGAGAUACGCCGGUUGGAGCGACAGAGACAGUCCUCGCUAAUGGGCACCGGCAUCUCGACGGGCGGCGGGCGCCGGCGCUGGCGGCGUCUCCGCAGCAUCUUCGCGCUCGUGUUCCGCCGGCGGCGGCGCCACGACUGAACGUAAGCCUUAGCACAACCUCUUUAGGUUCAGAUUCGAAUGACGCGUCGAGGCGACGUUAGACUGUGCGAACCAAUGGUAUUGUAAUGGUAAUGGAUUCAUAGUUCUUUUAUGUAGUGUUCUAGAAAGAAACAGCCUUUGAAUGAACCUUUUAGGGUGUCCGUACAAUGGGUAUGAGUGGUUGCAUGAAGUAUUAAGAAAAUUGUGUUAAAUCAAGCCAAAGCUGAUAUUUUUUUUUAGAUUUAUAUCUAUUUCACUACCGUAUCGAAUAAAAUUUUCUAAUUAGGUCAUUCACCUCCAAUAUUAAACUGUCUUUGAUUGUUAUUUUAUUUAUUCAGAUGCAGUCGCUGUAGAUCUGAAACUGAUGUUUAUUUAUGUUG
Molecule: messenger RNA, 1161 nt
Organism: Cydia splendana
Lineage: Eukaryota; Metazoa; Arthropoda; Insecta; Lepidoptera; Tortricidae
Gene: Ric
Product: GTP-binding protein Rit2
Exons: 5
Coding region: 122-781 (219 amino acids)
Biological process (GO): Ras protein signal transduction
Cellular component (GO): plasma membrane
Molecular function (GO): GDP binding; calmodulin binding; GTPase activity
Source: RefSeq, a predicted model, not a curated record